This is a messenger RNA of Ornithorhynchus anatinus (platypus), 3846 nucleotides long. It is a transcript of the gene TLNRD1, whose product is annotated as talin rod domain containing 1. Gene Ontology annotation, molecular function: actin binding. The transcript has a single exon. Lineage: Eukaryota; Metazoa; Chordata; Mammalia; Monotremata; Ornithorhynchidae. The coding region runs from base 502 to 1665 and encodes 387 amino acids. The record is from RefSeq and is a predicted model, not a curated record.
CCCUCCCCAUCCCCCAGCCCCGGGCCACGCCCUGCGCGGGGCCGACGCCCGCGUCCGGCCUGCGGGACGGAGGACAGGAGAUGCGCCCGCGGGGGCCGCAACGAGCCGGCGGCGCCUGCUGCCGCUGCGGCUGCCGCUGAGCGGGCGGGCGGUCCCCGGGCCGGCGGCACGUGCGGCGCCCCUCGGGCCCGCUCCGUCCCUCGGUGGCCCCGGCUUGUGGCCUCGGGAGGAGAGGGCGAAGGAGCGGGCCGGCGGGCCGGGGGCGGCCGGCACCGCGUCUCGGUGUCCCCCGGGCGCAGGGCGGGAACAGCCGCGCCGGGCCGCCCGCCCCCUCCACCCCCCCGGCCUCUGCCCGCUGCCGCCCGGUCGCCCCGGUGGAUGGCAUGAUGGUGCCGGGAAGGCAGCGCGGCCCUGCCCAGCUCAGCGGGGCCGGCUCCGGGGCUGCUGGGCACGGCGGCGGAAACGGGCGGCCGAGCGGCCGGCCAGGGCCCCCCCGGCGCGAUGGCUAGCGGGGGCUCGGGGAAGGCCACUGGCGAGGCGGCUCCCGCUCCUCCCGCGCCCGGCCUGCCCGGAGCGGCCGGCGGCGGCUCGCAGCAGCGCAGGAGGCUCGUGUCGGUCUGCGACCACUGCAAGGUGAAGAUGCAGCUGGUGGCCGACCUGCUGCUGUUGUCCAGCGAGGCGCGGCCCGUGCUGCCCGAGGGGCCGCCCGCCGCCGCCUCUUCUUCCUCCUCCUCCUCCUCCUCCUCCGCCGCCGCCGCCGGGGCCCCGCUGUGUCCCCCCUCGUCCGGGGGCGAGUCCUUCGAGAAGUGCCGGGACACCAUCAUCGCGCGCACCAAGGGCCUGUCCAUCCUGACCCACGACGUGCAGAGCCAGCUGAACAUGGGCCGCUUCGCCGAGGCCGGGGACAGCCUGGGCGAGCUGGGCGAGCUGGUGGUGUCGCUGACCGAGUACUCGGCCCACGCGGCCUACCUGGCCGCCGUGGCCACCCCGGGGGCGCAGCCGGCGCAGCCGGGCCUCGUGGACCGCUACCGGGUGACCCGCAGCCGGCACGAGGUGGAGCAGGGCUGCGCGCUGCUGCGGGCCACGCCGCUGGCCGAGCUGACCCCCGCGCUGCUGCUGGAGGUGUCGCAGGGCCUGUCGCGCCACCUGCGCUUCCUCACGGACGCCUGCGCCCUGGCCAGCGAGGGCUCCCGGGACCGCUUCGCCCGCGAGCAGUUCAAGCUGGCCGUGCGCUGCAUGAGCACCAGCGCCUCGGCCCUGCUGGCCUGCGUGCGGGAGGUCAAGGCGGCCCCCAGCGAGCUGGCCCGCGGCCGCUGCGCGCUCUUCAGCGGGCCCCUGGUGCACGCCGUCGGGGCCCUGGCCGGCUUCGCCACCGAGCCCCAGUUCCUCGGCCGCGCCGCCGCCGUCAGCCCCGAGGGCAAGGCGGUCCAGACGGCCAUCCUCGGCGGGGCCAUGAGCGUGGUGUCGGCCUGCGUGCUGCUGACCCAGUGCCUCAGGGAGAUCGCCCAGCACCCCGACGGGGGCGCCAAGACGGGCGAGCACCGCGAGCGGCUGCGCAACUCGGCCUGCGCCGUCUCCGAGGGCUGCGACCUGCUCUCGCAGGCGCUGAGGGACCGCUCCUCGCCCAGGACUCUACCGCCCGAGGGGGCCGAUUCCGUGAAUUAACCCUCCCGGCGCGAAGCGGAGCCGCCCACCGUCCCCCAGGCCCACGCCCUACCAAAGACUGGACUCUCCCUGCAGAAGGCCCGCUCUCCUCCCCAGCCUCCCCCUCGGGGGGGAGGGGGGGCCCGCAUGCACACACGCACGCCCCUCGCUCCUCUCCGUCCCCGGGCCGCACGCCCGCCCCCCCCACGUUCAUCAUCACCGAGUGCGGUUUCCGCACCUCAGCGGCCCCCAGGGGGAAGGGGGCGGGGAUGGAGGGGGACACUCUGGGAUGGGCAGGGGCAGGGGCAGAGGCAGAGCCAGGGCCCGGAGAAAUGAGCUGGAAUCGUGCUGGGUGCGGUUUUGGCCUCUUGAAGAAAGUCCUGUCUGUCUGUCUGCCGUCCACACUGUACCGUUGCGGGGCGCAGGAAGGAGGCUGGGUUGAUUUUGUGUUUCUCUGAAAAAAGAAAAAAAAGGUUACCUCAGUUUUCACACAUCAGACAACUAGAUGAUGGAUGUAGCUACCUUUCGGGGAGGGGGGGGAAGUGUUCUGUCCUGGGUUUGGGUUUUAGUUUUUUUUGUUUUUUUUUUUUUUUUUUUUUUUUUAAAUCAAGUCUUAGGUUAGCGAGAGAGAGUGGAAGUUACGACUUGCCAGGCAAUUUACAAACUGGGGGAAAAGCUACUGUGAGUGUUUAAAGAAUUUACACUAUAACAAGUGAUUUUUUUUCAAUGUCAUUUUUUAUCUUGCAUGUACUGGAGUAUUUAUUUCAUCUAUUAAAAUGUUAUGUUUCUCAGAUUUCUUUGUGACGACUCUUGAUACUUGGGUUAUCCGGCCCUUCUGGCCGUGUUGGAUUCUGCUGGGAAUGGGGACUAUAGUUCCAACUGAGACGACGGCAUGGAAGCAUGAAUUGGUUUGGUUGAGCUUUUUGUGGGAAACAGCCAAAGCCCCCCCACCCACCAUUUCUACCCCAUCCCCUUUCAAAAACUUUUCUUUUUUGGGCUGGUGGGGAGGGAUGGGGACAACAGUGGUUAUUGUUCACACGGUCCAAGUGAUGACCAAGUUAAAGGGACCUAGAGAAGGGGGCUUUGAGAUCUCCUUCCACAGGGGAAUGUGAGAGGUUAAACGUUGUGGGAUUUUAGCAUUUAGGAGUAAAGCUGCUAGAUGCCUCUGAUCUUGUCUGUAGCCUUCGAGUUUGUGACAUAUUGGAAGAGAGUUUUCUACUCCCACUCACUGUUUCCUCCCUCCCAUCCUUAAAUGAAGCCUCUUAACACAUGGCUCUUCACUGCUUUAGAACAGGGAUGGUGUUUGGCUUCCAAAAGUCUAGCUCUUUUAUUUGUUUUUUCGUUGUUGUUUUUUUCCCCCCCAUCGGUUAAUUUAAGGUAAAGACAUGCAAUGUGUCUUGUGUGGUACCUGCAUUUUGCUAGUUCAAGCUGUAUGCACUGUGCAUGAAUUCUUACUAUUCUUCAAUUACCAGCACUCCAGAACUUGGACUGUGCUUACCCGGAAGUCCCCAGAACUUGGUCUGUGUGAGUAAAGUGAAGUUUUGCAUCUAUAAGUGAAUCCGGAAUGGUCUAGACAGACAGCCUGUUUAAUUCAGGGGAAAACAGCCUAGAUUGGCUCUUGAGAUGGACCCAAAUUCAUGGUAUAAUCGCAAUUUUCCAUUGCCCUCCGGCUACGUCUGCCCCUGAAGCAUCCUAUUAUGAACUGUAGAUGAGACAAUUUCUUGUGACUGAAAUUCAGUUGAGGGUGAAAGAUUCCUAAUGUUUGUGUUCCAGACGUUUCAGGGGCUCGUGGGAGAGACCACGGGCUGUAUAGUUUAACUGAACCUAGACUUAAAAUUUGCACACUGAAUUUCUCACUUAAGAAGAGUUAACUUUUAUUUUAGUGAUCCUUAGGCUAGAAUAGAAGAGUUUGGAAUAUAUUCUCUGCAGUUCCGUUCGUAAAAUUGUACAGUCUGCACCACAUCUAUGUCAGAAAAUAGACUCUGACCAAAUUGUGUUCAGGAAUUUGCAUCAUUUCUCUGAUCUGCUGUGACUUCUAUUCUGCUCCUAGAUGUAAAAAGAAAAACAGUUUCUCCAAAAGUUCCACUGUAUACUCCGCUUGCAUAGGAAAUUCUGUGACUGACCCUAUUUACGUAGUAUAUUGGAUUUUUUUUGUCACUACACCUAAAACCUCAUUAAAACUGAAUGAUUGUUUCAUUUGAA